Messenger RNA from Auanema sp. JU1783, 978 nucleotides. NCBI's taxonomy places the organism in Eukaryota, Metazoa, Nematoda, Chromadorea, Rhabditida, Rhabditidae. The record is from the annotation of a GenBank genome assembly.
AUGCGUGAUGUACUCGUCUCUCAACCAAUCACCAUUAAUCAUCAGGAAGAGAAGAAUAUGUUGAAUAAUGAAGACUAUCUGCUUUCUUCAAUAUUCAAUCAUCCAAAUAUUCGGAUCAAAAAUAAAGUUGCAGUAGAAGAGAAACUUUUGCAAAUGAUGAGAGAUGGGCAAGAUAAACUUAUGGUUAUCACUGAUUUCGAUUUCACUCUGACGAAAUUCGAUUCAGCAUCAGGCGAAAGAUUUUGGAGCAGCCCCGGAAUUUUUGACCGCUUGGCUUCUGAAAUUCGUCCAUCUCUGGUGGAGAAAUUCAAACAGUUAUGUAAGAAAUAUAUUCCAAUUGAGUUUGACCCUAAGCUUUCGAUGGAAGAAAAAAUUCCACAUAUGGAGAGUUUCUGGAAAGAGUCUCAUAGACUGACGGUCAGCGCUGGUUUCGAAAAGAAUGUCAUUGAAGAGUUCGUCAGAAGAUCGAAAAUAGCCUUACGCGAUGGAACUACUCAACUGAUGGAAAAUUUGAGUUCGAACGAUAUCCCAAUGGUUAUUUUCUCAGCAGGGGUUGGUGAUGUUAUUGAUGUCUUCCUCAGGAAAGAAAUGAACAAAAGGGACCUGCCAGAAAACAUGCACAUAAUCUCUAAUAUGAUGGAGUUCGAUAAUGAAGGAAUCGUUACUGGAUUCAGUGAACCUUUGAUCCACACCUUUUGCAAGAAUUCAUCUGUUAUUCAAAAAGAAGCUGCAUUCUUUCAUCAAAUUGCUGAAAGAACAAACGUAAUUCUGUUGGGGGAUAGCCUUGGCGACAUACAUAUGGAUGUUGGUGUUGAAAAAGAACAAAUUCCAUUGAAAAUAGGAUUUCUGAACUAUAAGGUCGAUGAACUCAUUGAUACGUUCACUGAUAUUUACGAUAUAGUAUUAAUAAGAGACCGAUCGAUGACAGUGCCCUCAGCAAUCCUCAGGUCGAUCCAAGAACAUGAAAUUAUUGUUUAA